This is a messenger RNA of Oncorhynchus keta (chum salmon), 5000 nucleotides long. Its product is annotated as germ cell-specific gene 1-like protein. The record is from RefSeq and is a predicted model, not a curated record. Gene Ontology annotation, cellular component: plasma membrane. The transcript has 7 exons. The coding region runs from base 1863 to 2984 and encodes 373 amino acids. NCBI's taxonomy places the organism in Eukaryota, Metazoa, Chordata, Actinopteri, Salmoniformes, Salmonidae.
GGAGAUUUUCUUUGGUUUACCCGUUAAAUUUAUGCAGUCCCUGGACUGCCCCAAAUCUUUUACAGUUUCGAGCGAAGCAAUACAAUAGUGUCAGAGUAUCUGGAGUGUAUAUGUAUGAGACUCUUCGAAAGGACCGAUUGAUUGACAGUUUGAAAAAAUAAAUAGUUGAAAUGCUUACAGAUUUAAAUAAUUUGAAAAUUGAAGGGCUUGUAAUUUGAUAUUUCGGGGGUAAAUUGACCAAGUUUGAAGGAUAUUCCAAAUGUUGGAAUAUUUUGGUAUCACGAUGGGAUAAAUUAAAUGCAUUACUUUUCUGGAUGAACUUCCAAAUGCCUUAUAUGGGUGUCACGAGGGAGCAGUCUGACAAACUCCCGGUCUUACUGUCACGAGGAAUCAUCUCUUGUCAUUAUUUUGUGUUGCAAUUGACAAACCAAUCUGGCAAAAGGAUUCCAAAUAGGUUAUUCGGGUUGUCCUCAUAGGAGAACCCUUUUUGGUUACAUUUUUGUAAUAUAGCAUACGCUCUUAUAGAGAGCGAUUUACAGUCGUGACUGCAUACAUUUUCAUACUUUUUUUUGUACUGGUCCCCUGUGGGAAUCAAACCCACAACCCUAGCAUUGCAAGCGCCAUGCUCUUGUAACGGAUGUGAAACGGCUAGCUUAGUUAGCGGUGCGCGCUAAAUAGCGUUUCAAUCGGUUACCUCACUUGCUCUGAGACCUUGAAGUAGUAGUUCCCCUUGCUCUGCAAGGGCCGCGUCUUUUGUGGAGCGAUGGGUAACGAUGCUUCGAGGGUGACUGUUGUCGAUGUGUGCAGAGGGUUCCUGGUUCGCGCCCGGGUAUGGGCGAGGGGGACGGACGUAAAGUUAUUAUGUUACACUCUACCAACUGAGUCACCCAGGGAGAAACUUUUUUUUGGUUCUUUGUGGAAAGGGACCUCCAUUGAACCAAAAAGGGCUUCUUCAAAGGGUUCUCCUAUGGGGACAACUGAAGAAGCAUUUGAGCUUCUAGAUUGCACUUUUUCCCCCCUAUGUGUGUAUAGUGGUAAUGUGUGCAGAUGGACUGAUGCAGAUGUUGCCAGAUGAAAUAAAAAAAACAUACAAGCAUCACAUCUGUGAUUCUGCUAUCUUUGUCAGACUGCUAUUCUACAUAAAGACCAUAUCAACACAGAUGGAUGGAUCUUUCGAUUACUAUUCUCUGAGGUGACCAAUAAUGAUUCAUGGAAAUGAGACAGGCAUCAUUAAACCAUCCCUAUAUUAUGAUGAUGAUGAUUGUGAUGAUGCCGAAGAUUGUGAUUAUCGAGAUUGCUAUGAGGAUGACCACGGUGACGAUGAUAGGACGAUGAUUCUGUGGGUGAUUGUGAUGAUUGCAAAAGAUUGUGACGAUGAAGAGAAAUGACAAAGAUUGCUGUGGCGAUGAUGAUGAUGACGAUGAUGAUCAUGGUGUCACGUUCUUUCAAAAUCGAACCCAGAAGCAAACCAGGACAAGGAGAGUAGGAAGAAGUUUCUUAAUCCCACUCCCCAAAACCAUCCCUCUGUCAAUCCCCGUCCCCACUCCCAUUUCUCCACUCUAUAUCUCUCCAUUCCAUUCCCCUCAUUGAGUCCCCCCCCCCACAGUUCCCUCCUCAGCAUUGUCAAUGCCCUCACUCUAGCUGGUCUCUCCUCAGUCCUCUGUCAUCCCUGCGUCCGUCCUCUAACCAGCACCCUCACCCUCCUUCGUUUCACCAUCCUUCGUCUCAAGCUCCUCUUGAGACACCCCGUCUCUCCCCGUCUCUCGCUUCUCUUUCCAGCCUGUCUCCCACCUCUCUGUCUCUCUAUAGGAGGGGCAUCAUUUCUUCUCGCAGUGGCCCUCGCUCCACUCCCAUAAGCCACCAUGCUGGAGAGCAUGUCACGAUGCAACCGCUCCCUGCUCUCCCUUUCCCUGACCUCGCUGGCCCUGGCACUGUCCAUCCUGGCCUUCUGCACCUCGUACUGGUGCGAGGGGACCCACAAGGUUGUCAAACCCCUCUGCCUCUCCCCGGUCAAGUUGAAGAACUGCGGGCAGAACAACAGCCAGCCCUACACCACAGAGAGUCCCACUCUGGACCCCAAGAAGCCGGCAAACAACGUCACCUUGUCGCCCCAGGAAAAGGAAGAGCAGGCGAGGCGUCGGAAAAAGGCCCUCGCCAACGCGGUGCACUACAUCUGGGAGACGGGCGAGGACAAGUACAUGCUGCGCUACUUCCACACAGGUUUCUGGUUGUCCUGCGAGGCACACAAUGAGGAGGAGAGGUGCCGAAGCUUCAUUGAAUUGACUCCAGGAGAGACGCAAGGGGUGCUGUGGCUGUCAGUAGUAUCAGAGUUUGCGUACAUAGGCCUGUUGGCCAUGGGCUUUCUCCUCAUGUGGGUGGAGGUGCUGUGUCUCUGUGCCCGUAAGGAGAUGUACGCUCUCAAGAUCAACGCAUUUGCCGCUAUAUGCACGGUCCUUUCAGGUCUGAUGGGAAUGGUGGCUCAUAUGAUGUACACCACAGUGUUCCAGUUGACUGUAAGCAUUGGGCCAAAAGAUUGGAGACCACAAACCUGGGACUACGGCUGGUCAUUUGCUCUGGCCUGGAUCUCCUUCAGCUGCUGCAUGGCGGCAGCUGUCUUCACCCUCAACUCCUACACCAAGACGCUGAUAGAGAUGAAGCACCGCGCCCGUGUUCGUCUGGAGGAGGCCCGGGCGGCCAUCCAGGCACCCUCCUAUGACGAGGUGCUGCAGGCGGACGGCGGCAUCUACUCAGUCAGCAGCCUGCUCCAGCACUGCCAUCAGGGGGCGUUGAACGACCCCAUGUGUGGGGGAAGGGGGCCGCUGGUGGGCCCGGGGGUUCCAGACCCCAGAGGGCUGGUAGUGAUGGCUGGUGGCUGUGGGACAGAGGGGUGCGAGGACUGCGAGAGGGAGAUGGACGAGAUUGAGGACGCCCUAGACAGGGAAGAGAGGGAGGAGAUGGAGAGAGAGGACUGUGAGAGGUGCUGAGGGAAGGGAGGAGGAGGCGUUAAAAAGAGGUUCUGGCCAUCUGAAACUUGUUUUUUCUUUUUUAAAACUGUGAAAUGGACUGUUCUUGAUUUCAGUAAUUUCAGUGAUAACUAUUUCAGUACCUCCAUCCAUGCAUUAAAUCUGAGUAGCUAAAGCUCUGUAAAACCAAACACAGAGAGCGAAAUGUAUUGUCCGGGUAGAGGUCAAUAUAGACAAUCACUAAGAAAUGCCUGGCAUUGGUCACAUUUAACAUGUACAAUAUAGCUCACUUUUAUUCUAUGUCUUUAUGUUAACCCUGUUAUUACUAUCAUGAUAUUGAUCGUAACUGUUCAUCAUUGGCGGCAGCGUAGCCUAGUGGUUAGAGUGUUGGACUAGUAACCGAAAGGUUGCAAGAUUGAAUCCCCGAGCUGACAAAGGUACACAAUCUGUCGUUCUGCCCCUGAACAAGGCAGUUAAACCACUGUUCCUAGGCCGUCAUUGAAAAUUAGAAUUGGUUCUUAACUGACUUGCCUAGUUAAAUAAAGGUAAAAUAAAAUAAGUAAAAAUCAUGUCAGUUUUCAUGUCAUGUCAGUUCUUCUAAAUAAAGUGGACAGAUCCUGGGAAUUGUCUGUUGGGACAACUGUCUCAAUAUCUCCAGUUGAUGUCCAAAAAUAGAGGAUUUUAUCUUGUAGUUAAAUGAAGAGUGAUUCAAAGAUUACAUUCAAAAACACAGGGAGCUUUGGAGGUUAAGACAGAUGCUUUCAAAUGCAGAAGAUUAUGUCAAUAAUCUCCCCAGUCACAGGUGCAAGAGAGAUAGAGAGAUAGAGAGAUAGAGUCUAUGCCUUCGCCAUGGUGAAUCACUAAAACAAUAAAGAAAUACACUACGGAAAAGAAGGAGCAGCGCGUCAGAAAACAGCUCAAUGUAAUUGAAGAAUCCAUAGACUCUAACCACUUCUGGGAAAAUUGUUAUCUAAAAUUGUUAUCUUGGCCCUAUAACAAAGAACAAACAGCAAAAAAACAUAUACAUGAUCAAAUACAAAUCUUAGAAUCAACUAUUAAAGACUACCAGAACCCACUGGAUUCUCCAAUUACAUUGAAUGAACUACAAAAUACAAACCCUCCAACUCAAAAAGGCCUGUGGUGUUGAUGGUAUGAAAACGAAAUGAAAGAAUAUACAGAACAAAUUCCAAUUGACUAUACUUUAACAUCAUCCUUCGCUCUGGCGUCUUCCCCAAUAUUUGGAACCAAGGACUGAUCACCCCAAUCCACGAAAGUGGAGACAAAUUUGAACCCAAUAACUGCCGUGGGAUAUGCACCAACAGCAACCUUGGAAAGAUCCUCUGUAUUAUCAGUAACAGAGGAGGGCCUACAGCAGCACCUAGACCUACUGCACAGAUUCUGUCAGACCUGGGCCCUGACAGUAAAUCUCCGUAAGACAAAAAUAAUGCUGGUCCAAAAAAAGGUCCAGUCGCCACAAAUCCAAAUUCCAUCUAGACGCCGUUGCCCUAGAGCACACAAAAAACUAUACGUACCUCGGCCUAAACAUCAGCGCCACAGGUAACUUCCACAAAGCUGUGAACGAGCUGAGACAAGGCAAGGAGGGCCUUCUAUGCCAUCAAAUGAAACAUACAAUUUGACUCUGUUCACAAACACAAAUAGCCCCACGACAGCAACACAAUUAAACCAACCAAAUCAUGAGAAAGCAAAAAUAUAAUUAUUUGACACAUUGGAAAGAAUUUACAAAACAGAGCAUGCUAGAAUGCUAUUUGGCCCUAAGCAGAGAGUACACAGUGGCAGAAUACCUGACCACCAUGACUGACCCAAACUUAAGGAAAACUUUGACUAUGUACAGACUCAAUGAGCAUAGCCUUGCUAUUGAGAAAGGCCACCGUAGGCAGACCUGGCUCUCAAGAGAAGACAGGCUUUAUUUUCCCUUUUGUACUUUAACUAUUUGCACAUCGUUACAACACUGUAGACAUAUGACAUUUGAACUUUUGUUUAUUAUCUACUUCACUUGCUUUGGUAAUGUUAACAUGU